Molecule: messenger RNA, 4249 nt
Organism: Daktulosphaira vitifoliae (grape phylloxera)
Lineage: Eukaryota; Metazoa; Arthropoda; Insecta; Hemiptera; Phylloxeridae
Gene: tau
Product: microtubule-associated protein 2
Exons: 10
Coding region: 654-3377 (907 amino acids)
Biological process (GO): microtubule cytoskeleton organization; neuron projection development
Cellular component (GO): neuron projection
Molecular function (GO): microtubule binding
Source: RefSeq, a predicted model, not a curated record
GCUAUAUUAAGUCUCUUCAUUAGCCUAUUAACAACAAUUUUUAAGUGAAGCUCAUUUGUUUUUUGUUUCACGUUUUUCAAAUUCAACUGUCAAAAAUCAGCAUUAAUCUAAUAUGUUUAGAAAACGUUGAGAUUAGUUACUGUGUUCGAUGCCGUACAGUUAUUAUUGACGAAAAAAUAGCGAUAGAGUGGAAUAAUAUUUCCCAUGACCGCGUCACCAUUUUCCACCCCUUAUAACCAUUGGAAACUUACCUCCUCCCACCUGUGUGAACGAUAGUUCGUGUCAUGUCUACACAAAAUAGUGUUUUAUUAGCGCGUGUAUAAGCACGCAAAUUCUGAUCACGCCGUCUCAUAUUAGCAGCGUAGUAGUGUAGUAGUAUUAGGCAGUAGUACGACAGAAAUAGUAGUUGGCUCAGUAAAGCACGAGGAUUUACGGCUGUUUGACAUAUACUGACUGUGAUCUUCGUAAGGAACUACAGAUUUAUACUGGAAAGGUAUGAAUCCAAGGAUCAGAAUAAAUAAAUAAUAAUAACUAACGUUUUAAAUACUGUCUUAUAAAUAAAAUUUAUAUACUUACACGCAUUAAUAAUAACUAAUAUAUAAAUUAUUUAAAUAAUUAAAUAUAAUUAAACGUCAAAUCAUACUCUUACUAUUAUGGAUAAUAACCGUCGAAAUAGUAUUGUAGAGCCGGGUGGUAGUUUUACAACAAGAAUGCAAUUAAAUAUGACAACCACAUUACCCCCUAACCAAUCACAGCAACGUCCGCCAGAUUUUAAUCCAAGAACUCGUCCAGAGUAUUAUCCACCGCAGAAACAAGGUCCUUAUCCUGCACAACCAUUUCCACCACCUUUGGCUCAAAAUCGGUUCACUCCACCUAACUCUCAACGACCUCCUUCUGGACCACAAAGACCCCCUGGUGAUAUUAGACCAAUAAAUCGGUGGAACGCUGUAAGACAAGUAUUACCAUCGGACGGUUCUCGUGGUGGUCCACUUCUACCUCAGCAACGACCACCAUUUUAUAAUAUGCAGCCACAACAACAACUACAGCAACAGCAGCAACAACAACAAAUACAACAGCAGCAGCAACAACAACAUAUACAACAACAACAACAAAAAUCUCUACCGCCACAUACUCAGGAACAAUAUAAACAACCUCCACCGCCACCACCAAUAGACCGUCGUCCAACAUUGUCUCGAAUAGAUGAUAAACCUCCACACAGACUACCUGAAAAUGAUAAACAGAAAGUUGUUGACGACGAUAAUGAUCAUGUGAUAACUACCAGUAAUCCACCGGGGCCCGUGCCUAUAUUAAAUCGCCGUGAUUCUUCGGCAAAAUUGUUGGUUCAAGCAGAAGUUGACCAAUCUACGAGACAGUGGCAAAAACCAGUCCAGGAACCACCUUUUUUUAAGCCACCUCAAGAACAAUCAAAUAGACAAGCUAUAAUUGAUGUCCAAGAGCGCUACAAUGAAAGGCCUGAACCACAAAAUUUUCAGUCUGUUAACUAUAACAGACAAGAUGAUCAUCGUCCAAAUUUACAAAAUGGUCCCCAAAGAGACUAUCGGAGGAGAGAUAGCGUAUUGGAGCAACCCAGAGUUGAUAUAAUGCGUAGAAACGAUUCAGUUGAGAGCGAUAAGUUUACAGAAUCCAAAACAGACAUAGUAAAACGAACUGAUUAUUAUAGAAAACCGUCAGAACCAGAAGAACUUAGACGGUCUGAUUAUAGAAGGCCUGAAGUAGAAGAAAAUAAACGUUCGGGUUAUCGGAGACCGUCAGUGCAAGAUUUAGAUAUAAAAAGAUCAGAAUAUAGAAGACCCGAUUUAGAUGACAGUAAACUUUCUGAUUACAGAAGACCGUCAGAACAAGAUUUAGACAAUAAAAGAACAGAUUUUAGGAGACCUGAACCAAUACUUUCGAGAGUUGACAGUAUUGGAUCAUCUCCACAAGACAGAUUGUCCAGAAAUUUAGAUUUAAAGUCGUAUGCACCUGAACGUAAAUUUUCUUUAGAAAGGCCGAUUGAGUCUUAUAAUCCAAAUAGAGAUGUCAUAAGUAAAGAUUUAAGAAAAUCAAAUUUCGAAGCAACAUAUUUAAAAACAGUUAAAGAAAUUGAUAAAUUGGAUGAUAAAUAUGCUUCGAGUAUAAGUAGGCCUUUAUUGACAACUGAAAGAUCAGACGAGCGUAAUAAAUUUGAUGAUAGAAAAUCGACAAUUGAUAGUCGAGGAAUCGGUGAACAAAGAUUGGAUGAACGAAAACAAUAUAAUAGAGUAAUUGAGAGUGGAAGAAUAAAUGAUCAAAACUAUAUGAAAUAUAAGGAACCGACUAGUGAUAGUCAGUCCAAAAAUCAAGUGAAAGAUAAAGAUAAACUAGAAGAUCAUAUGAGUAAAAAUCUACGACCAGAUACUUUAAAAAUAAUUAAAGAUCAUGAACCCCUUAAAGAUUCAUCAAACUCCAAAAGAACUGAUGGGGAUGCCUGUAAAUCACCCAGUAAAAUUCCGAAAAAAGAAAAGUCUGAACUGAAGACACCCACCAGAGCAAUUACUCCAAAAACUCCAGACAGUGUUACGUCAAUUGGUCAAAAAAAGUUGUCUAUGAAUAAAAUUCAAGUUGGAUCUGCCCCGUCUCCUAAUCUUAAGGUGGUACAGUCAAAAAUUGGUUCGCUUCAAAACACUAGCUACAAACCUGGUGGAGGACAAGUAAAAAUCGAAAGCAGAAAACUUGAAUGGAAAGCUGGAACAAGAAUUCAAGCAAAAAAUGACGCUUACGUUCCUGGUGGAGGAGAUAAGAAAAUUCAAAGUGUUAAGUUACAAUGGAAUGCUAAACCAAAAGUUGGAUCACUUGAAAACAAGACUCAUAAACCUGGCGGAGGAGACAAAAAAAUUGAAACAGUGAAGUUAGAUUUUAAAGAUAAAGCAAAACCAAAAAUUGGGUCCAAAGACAACAUCAAACACACGCCUGGAGGAGGCUCUGUAAAGAAACAUUCAACAAAUUUAACUGAAAAGGAAUCUAGUGACAUUGAAGAUCAAAAAAUUGAAAUAAAAGCUCAAAGUAAAGUUGGUUCAUUAGAAAAUGUCAAGCACAAACCGGGUGGAGGCGAAAUCAAAAUAUUUGACGACAAAAGUUACAUAAAACAAGCGGCUACCGGAACACCAACAAAAUCUCAGUUACGGAGAAGUUCUAGCAUGAGAGUUUACAGGUCAGAAGACCGACCGAAAAGUCAUGUGAGGAUUGUUGUAACACCAACAAAUGAAGAAAAUAAGAAUUUCAAAACUGUAAAUGCUCCAAAAGAAAUUUUAAAACGAUCAGCUAGUCAAGGAUUUCAAUCUUCAAAUAAUAAUAUAGUUAUACCUGAGGAAGUAGUUUCAGCAAAUAAUGCACGAUAACCUUAUGAUUUAAUGGUUGUACAAACAAUUUUUUUUAGACAAAAAGCAUCAGACUUAUAAAUGAAUAAAAUUUAAAUGAGAAAUAAAACUAAUUAAUUAUUUAAUGAAAUAUUUUUACAUGAAGAUGAAAAAUACAACUGUUAAUAAUUUUAAAAAAUAACUAAAAUAAUAAUCAUUAAAUGGUACUAUUCAUUUGAGGAAAAAUUAAACAAAUAUUUUUUCAAUAAGAAAACAUCAGAAAAUGAAAUCUGUAUUUAAAUAGAUGGUUGAUUUGUUGAAAAAAAUUCACCACCCCUAUAGAAAUGAAAAAACCAUAAUUGAUCGUGGAAUGUAUUUUAAUACUCUUAACAAAAAUAAUACAAAAAAAAAAAAAAAGAGAGAAAAAAUCAAUACAAAUUGUAAUAGAACAAAUUUAAGUAAAAAUAAUAAUUUAAAGAAAAUAAUUGAUGAACACGUUAAUAUAUAUGUUUAAGCUUUGAAUAAAUGUGGAUUAAUUUUUUAUAUACAUUUUUUAGUCAAAACUUAAGUCAACACAAUACCUUUAAACAUUUGGUCAAUAGUAACUAUUAAUUAUUUACAAUUUUAAAAAUUCAAUAUUUUAACUAGUCUUGACAUAACUUGAUUUUUAUGAACGUUCCAAUAUAAACCAAAUAUUCAUAACUCACUGUUAAAAAAAUAUUAAAAUUAUGAUGAAUUUCUUAGGGUGUUUCUGGAAGAGAUGUUUGUCUUAGGUUGUCAAAAUAUUCCAUUUCCAUAAUUUUUUCAGCUGACAUUCUAUUUGCUGGAUUGUAAGUGCAUAAUGCCUAAAAAAGCAAAUAAAAAUUUAUUGUUUUUAUUAAAUGUUUUAAAAUAUAAUGUAAUUUUUAACUAUA